This is a messenger RNA of Porites evermanni, 3023 nucleotides long. Lineage: Eukaryota; Metazoa; Cnidaria; Anthozoa; Scleractinia; Poritidae. The record is from the annotation of a GenBank genome assembly.
UUUCUUUUGUAUCUUUUCAGUAAGCUCCACCGUGAUACACUGUUUGAGUGCUGCAGUGCUGUACUGCAAGGAGCCAAGGACAAGAAAAGGAAGUUUACGGAAACUGUUGAGCUGCAGAUCAGCUUAAAGAAUUAUGAUCCUCAGAAGGAUAAGCGUUUCAGUGGAACUGUAAAGCUCAAGCAUAUUCCACGACCCAAACUUAAGGUUUGUAUUCUGGGUGAUGCAUCUCACUGUGACGAGGCCAAGGCAAAUGACAUCCCUUGCAUGGAUGUUGAAGCUUUAAAGAAGCUAAACAAGAACAAGAAACUGGUCAAGAAGCUUGGUGAGUAAAAAGAGUUUCAAGAGUUUUUUUGUACAGACAGGUAUUGGAAACCUCCAAAAGUCCUGCAAUAUUAUUAUAUUCUGUCAUUUUUAGUCACUGUUGUUAACUGGUCAUAUUUAAUAAUUUACAUGUAUCCACUGGGAUGCAUGUACAUUUGUAGAAGGUCAUCGGCACUUGAAACAGGGUGGUCAUUACAUGAUGAAAUAUAUUAUUCAUCUUGGUAUCUGGAUUAUAGGCUUAUUUGUAUGUUUUUAAUAAUUUUUUAUCUCAGGUAAUAUUUAUUUGUUUCAACUUCAUUAGCAUUCUUUACCAUUCCCAAAAAAGAAAGAAAAACAAAAAUACUUGAGAUAAAAAAUUAACUACAACAUAAUUCUAUGCAACAUCACUCCUGGGAGCCCUGUGGCCCAACAUGUCAACACCAAGCAGCAAAGGCUUUCUAAUGUCCAAAUGCAUGGUGUGGCUGUAUGCAGUGGAACCAACAUCCAACAGAAGCAACAUGAAAUGAGAAUGAUUUCCCUCCUAGGAACCAUUCAGCCAAAAGGACUAAAUAUCAAUUUCAGCUUCAUUUUGAACUCUGACUUACAUCUUGCCCAUAGUACUUUUUACAUGCUCAUGCACUUCAUUUUAUGUCUAAUGACAAUUACGCAGUGCAACAGUUUUCUCAACACUGAAGAGGGGUUAUACAGUCAACUUCCUCUUAACAGACACUUCUAUAAGACGGACACCUCGCAAAAACGGACACCCAGAGUUGGUCCCUGCCUUUCUUUAGUUGACUCUUUAUAAGAUGGACAUCUCUGUUAAACGGACACCUAGGGUUGGUCCCAAAGGUGUACACUGUACACUGAAACAUCUGUUUCGUUUCCUUAGUUAUUUAUUGUUUGCUUCAUGACACUUUUUUAUUCCAUUGCUUGGUGCAUUCUGACCAUGCAAUGCUUCAGAUCACAGGGUCCAGUUAAUGAAGUUGUAAGUGCAAAAGAAAAGAGGUUUUUUUGUUGUCACUGCGCGGUAGUUGUGUGAUGGAUUUUUGCUGUAUUACCUUUUUUAACAGUAGUUUGGUAUGGAGAAAUUUUAUUGCAUUACUUUAAGUAAUUUUCUCUCUUUUUCUAGCCAAGAAAUACGAUGCUUUCCUGGCUUCAGACAGUCUAAUCAGGCAGAUUCCCCGUAUUCUUGGUCCUGGUCUGAACAAGGCUGGCAAGUUUCCCACAGCACUGACGCACAAUGACAACAUGGUGCAGAAGGUGGAGGAAGUGCGCUCAACAAUAAAGUUUCAGAUGAAGAAGGUAGGAUAUUCACCAGAUAUAAGGCACAGUGCUCAAACAACUCAAAUCCUUGUAUUUCGAUAUCACUCUUAAUUUGCGAUAUUAUUUUUUUUUAUGAGGUUUUAGUUCUUAUCGACUCUUUAAGCCCCUAUAUCAACAUGCUUAUUCUCCUUACUAUCUUUCAUACAUUUCUUAUGGUACUGUUUUAAAGAAUUUGCCCAAACAUCAAGACAUUCAUUCAUUCUCAUGUCUGGUUAAGAGUUAUGCUUUCACCAUUUUGUUCCUAAACCAACUUGUGGACAAACUUCUUUGGUGUGUUUUAGUCUCUUUGGCAGAACUCUUGCAUAGUACUUUUUAUUUCCAAGGAUUUUACAAAACGUAGUAAUUUCUGAAUUUCUAAGGACUGAAAGAUCAAUGUACAGUUAAAUAUAAUUAUGUUGCUGAACAUUAAGUCAAAUCUCAUGAUCUGUGUGUGUGACCAGAGUUUUUGUGUGUUACUUUUGAGCACUGGUAAGGCCUUAUUUUCUGGAAGACCAGAUCACUGUUUAUUUAUCUGGUCGGACCUGCACCCAGGGUCUUAAAUAUUUGGGGAGACUGUGACAGUCGACAGAGUUUGCAACAAACCGGGCAGUUAAUUAAAUUGCUCAGUUAUGCAGAUUGUACAUGUACUUCUUUGAUGAGUCAUAUGGUGGGCCCUCCUGUAACAACCUCUUAUAUACAAUGACCAUUUUUUGGAGUUUAAAAUUUGUUCUUAAAGAGUGCAGGGAUGUCGGGUGAUACAGCGUGCAAAGAAAGUAGUGUUCGAUAGCUUGGGGCUAGUGGAUUUUGCUGUUGGGUAGGUGAAUCUUGUUCUUAACUUGCCUCAUAGGCAAGUGAAGUUUUUUGAGAAAUUCUAAUUACAGAAGAACUGUGUAAUCAAUCUUGCUCAUCAAAAAGUUUUUAGGGCUAGUUGAAAAUUUAAUGACUUUUGGCUGGUACAUGCUAGCUACAGCUUGCCCAAAUGGGAAGCUGUAAAACUGAGUUUCUUUGUGCCCUGUGGGGUUUAGGGAGUAGGUAAAUACCUUAAAACAUUUUUGGCUCUUCUUGAUAUAGUGAAAUCCUGAUAAAAUUCAAUGUAAAAGUAAGGCUCAGGGGACAGUUUAUAAAUUUCAAUAUUUUGUAUCCUUUUUUUGUUGUUUGUGUGUUCUCUGCACCGAAAAUCAAUUUUUUCUCUUUGAAUAGUGCUUUUUGGUUGUAAUUUCGAUAAGAUGUUUUGACUCUUUAAUCACCAGGUUCUGUGUCUUGCUGUGGCCAUUGGUCAUGUUGAGAUGUCCCAUGAUGAACUUGUGGCAAAUGUAUAUCUUGCUGUCAACUUCUUGGUGUCCCUGUUGAAGAAGAACUGGCAGAAUGUACGUGCUCUCUACAUCAAGAGCACAAUGGGAAAGCCUCAACGUUUGUAUUGA